UUUGCUUAAAUCCUCUUUACAAAGCUACAGACUUUGGAGGAUUAAAACUGAAAAAAGAGCAAAGAAUUAGUGAUGGCGAGGAAGAAGCUGAAGUUGCACUUUCUGGGUAACAAAAACCAAACCAAACUUAGGAGUUCAAUUUUGUGAUGAUGCGUUUUUUCAUGGGGAGCAUAAAAAACCACAGUGAAUAGCAGAUCAAGUUCCACGAUCAACGACAAAGCUGCAGCUAUUAAUCACAUGUCUUGCACAAAUCUUUCUUAUUCAAAACAAUUGAGGACCCAAUUCAGUUUAUAUACCUGACUCUUUCAGAUUACCUUCUUUAUUUUUUUUUGUCGUUGUUGUUGUUGUUGUUUCUGUUUUUUGCGUGCGUGUGUGAAACAAGUACAGAAACAUUCCCAGUACGCUAGGAUUCUCUUUGUUAGAGCCAGAAAAGGACCUUGAAUCUGUAUCAAUCAAAGUGGUUUGUUUAUAAUAUCACUCUAGCUAUUUUGGAAGAAGGGACUUAUGCUGCUGAGGAACAGAUCAAGAGCAGUGACAAAGCCACCUUUGAUGGCUGAUCAUAGUUCCCAGCCAUCUCCAAAUCAAAAUUACGCUAGAACUAUCCCUUCUCUAUUUGGUUCACCAAAAUUUAGAGAUUUCACCAACAAGUGUUUCUCAGGAACUGAGGCUUUGAGAAGCCCAACUUCAAUUCUUGACACCAGAGCGUUAUCCCCUUCUGGCUUUGCAAAUCCAUUGUCAUCUGAAAACAAGACACAAACUGUUCCCAUGAAAAUCUCCUCAGAAAACACAAGCUCUUGGGACAAGCCAGAUUCAAAAGGCAUUGUUGGCCUUGCUCUUGUGGGUGCCCUUAAAGAUGACCCAAUUCAUGACAAUUCUGCUCAACCCAACAAAAGAAAUGUCCUCUUUGGAACGCAGCUUAGAGUGAAAAUCCCACCUCUGCCACCUUCUACAUUUUCUCCAUUCGAGUCUGAACCAUGUGUUGAUGAUUUUGGAACCAAAAACAAGGACUCGCAGAAUUCAUCAGGAACUAAUUAUACAAAGGAUUCUCCAAGUGUAGUUGUUACAGGCGUUCUGUCUUUGAGUGAGAUGGAGCUUUCUGAGGAAUAUACAUGCGUCAUAUCCCAUGGACCUAAUCCAAGAACAACCCAUAUAUUCAAUAAUUGUAUUGUGGAGAGCUAUUUUUCACUGCCCCAAAACUCUCUCUGUGAAUCUGCAAAUUUCCUCAGCUUCUGUUACACUUGCAAGAAACAUCUUGAGCAGACAAAGGACAUCUUUAUUUAUAGAGGAGAGAAAGCUUUCUGCAGUAGCGAAUGCCGCCACCGAGAAAUGGUGUUAGAUAGUGUAGAAAGUUUAGAAUCUGAACGUAAUGGUUAUUCUUGACUAUUAACAUCCUUUCCCUUUAAGUGCUUUACAUGCACCGUGGCUGCAAAAGUCCUUCAUUUUGAGGAAGAUAACAAGCAACACAGAAAGUCAAAUCAAAAUCUUACAUUCUUCAUCAUGACUCUGUUGUAUUUAAUUGAACUUGUUAAGGUCUUCUUCUUUUUUUCCUUUUUGAAGUCUUUUGUUUUGUU
Molecule: messenger RNA, 1571 nt
Organism: Gastrolobium bilobum
Lineage: Eukaryota; Viridiplantae; Streptophyta; Magnoliopsida; Fabales; Fabaceae
Product: protein MARD1-like
Exons: 3
Coding region: 505-1380 (291 amino acids)
Source: RefSeq, a predicted model, not a curated record